ACUUUUACAAAUUCUUUCUUCCGGUUGCCAACACAAGGCAAGGUGCGUAUUUUGGAACAACCGCAUGGUUUUAUAGUGAAAUAAAUGUGUAUUGUUUAGUUUUAGUGAAAUAACCGCAAAAAUCUGUGCUUACGAUGCGUUCCGUCACAGUCAAGGAUGUUGAACAAGACAAGAUUGUCAAGACAGUCGCGGCCCAUCUGAAGAAGAUGGGCAAAGUCAAGGUUCCUGAACAUAUGGACCUUGUGAAGACUGCCCGCUUCAAGGAGUUGGCACCCUACGACCCCGACUGGUUCUAUGUACGCUGUGCAGCCAUCCUCCGCCACAUCUACAUCAGGUCACCAGUUGGAGUGAAGACUGUCACUAAGAUCUUUGGUGGUCGCAAACGCAAUGGAGUCACACCCUCACAUUUCUGCAGAUCAUCAGGCAGUAUUGCCCGCAAGGCCUUGCAAGCUCUUGAAGCCCUCAAGCUGGUAGAGAAGGUACAAGAUGGUGGCCGUAUUCUCACCACCCAGGGUAGGCGUGACUUGGACAGAAUCGCUGCACAGGUGCGCCUAAAGGCUAAACAACAGGCCAAGCAGCAAGUGAUUGUCCUGUAAAUUUAAUUGUAAUAAAAAAAAUAAUAACCCA
This is a messenger RNA of Manduca sexta (tobacco hornworm), 627 nucleotides long. RefSeq names its product 40S ribosomal protein S19a (gene RpS19a). Gene Ontology annotation, biological process: ribosomal small subunit assembly; translation. Gene Ontology annotation, molecular function: RNA binding; structural constituent of ribosome. The coding region runs from base 135 to 596 and encodes 153 amino acids. NCBI's taxonomy places the organism in Eukaryota, Metazoa, Arthropoda, Insecta, Lepidoptera, Sphingidae. The transcript is spliced from 4 exons. The record is from RefSeq and is a predicted model, not a curated record. Gene Ontology annotation, cellular component: ribosome; cytosolic small ribosomal subunit.